AUGGCCGCGGAAGCAGCGGAGCCGCCCUCUCCCCCGCCGCCGCGGACCGGGGAGGCGGACGCGGAGACUCCUGCGACGCCUGGGAAGCGCGCGCCGGCGGACCGGGACGAGAAGGAGCAGGAGGGAGCGGAGCGGCCGGAGCCGAAGCGGCGGCGCGCCCGCGCGCGCAUCGCGGCGCUCGACAGCGUGCCCCGCGCGUCGGAGACCACGCCCAAGUUCGGGUCCUUCAACCCCGGCGCCACCACCACCGUCGCCGCCGCCGCGGAGCUCGUGGCGUUCCACCUGAUGAAGGCCUCUCGAUGUCGCGUGGAUUCUUCGGCGACGGAAGAGGCGGGGGAUCACAGGACGGUUGCCGGCGGCGGCGAGGAAGCGGCGGCCGAGGGCAGCGAUGAGAAUUCACGCUAG
This is a messenger RNA of Miscanthus lutarioriparius, 405 nucleotides long. The record is from the annotation of a GenBank genome assembly. Lineage: Eukaryota; Viridiplantae; Streptophyta; Magnoliopsida; Poales; Poaceae.